Molecule: messenger RNA, 1667 nt
Organism: Haliotis rufescens (red abalone)
Lineage: Eukaryota; Metazoa; Mollusca; Gastropoda; Lepetellida; Haliotidae
Exons: 4
Coding region: 202-732 (176 amino acids)
Source: RefSeq, a predicted model, not a curated record
GCUUUAUUUACAUACCCACCCAUUCUACCAGGAUAACAUACAUGUUUGUAUACACUGGCAGUCAUCCAGUAUUCGGCUUAAUUUAGAAUGCUUUUUCAGUGUGUGCUGUGUGGUGUUUCGCAACAUCCCAUGAGAGGGUAUAUCUUAUAUGUUUAACUGUCGACUGGGCAGACGCAGUGUCGUCGCUUUAAAUAUAAUAAGAUGACCCUUAUACAGAAUGGAUUUGCUGUGCUGGUGUUAACCGUUGUUUCUCAAGCUUCGCAACUAUGCUUCAAGGAAUUUUCUACUGAACCUUCUAGAAUACUUGGCGGAUUUUUCCUUUGUGAAGGACAGUGUUGCAAUCCACGUUCUACAAAAACUUGCUGUGAAGUAGAAAGAUUUCCGAAAGUGGCAAUCGCUGGGAUCGUCAUUGGAGCAUUGUUUGUCAUCCUCUUCAUCGCAGGUGUUGUGUACUUCUGCCGGAAGUCAAGGAGAAAAGCGCCAAAAAACCAGCCGCCGAUGUUUACAGCUUUGGGAGAACCUGUCGUACUUCCGCCACCCGAGCCAGCCCGACCUACCCCGCCGCCAUCUCGUUUAGCUUUGGGAACACCUGUCGCACGUCCGCCAUUUGAACCAGCCCGACCUACGCCGCCGCGAGUUGAAAAUACACCACCACCAGCCUAUGAUGAAUGUGUCAGCAGAGCCGCCACCAGGGGUGUACACAUUUUCUCUCCCAUCAUUUUGCAGUGUUGAAGAUGACCCACCUGACAGGGGUUUCUGAUGCCAUGCAAACAGGGCGUUCUGUUCAUCACCAAAUUAAGGAAGUAUCGUUCUCGCAUUCACACAGUCAUCAAACUUACUUCACCUCAAUCCCACGUAACAAGAGAUCCAUUUUGGACUAACACACGACACCGCGUGAUUAUAAACUGUAAUGUACAAGCCUUUUGUAUAUUUCAGUCAGUUGACAGUGAGAUUAAUCAUAUUGUACAUGUUGUAUGCGAUACAGCAUACAACUGUAAAGAUAUACGCUCUAGGUACAUGAAUUAACGUAUAUCACCACUGAUCUUACUGACUGUUUGUUUAAUGGAACAUCGGAUCCAUCCGCACACACCUCACAAAAGAAGCUGCAUAUCAUCUGGUCAAGUGUCUGAUCCUUUCCAGGUUGGAUUAUUGUAAUGGGCUGGGUUGGGCAAAUCUCCAGAGAAUCCAGAAGUCAGCAACGCCUUUGGUUAGCAGAUGAGGCAAGACGGCAUCAGUCAUGAUGUCAUUACAUCAAAGCAAGGAUUCAAUACAAGAUCUGGACCAUCACCUACAGAUCUGUAACGCCUUGGUCCCAUCCUACCUUGCCGAUCUCAUCACAUCUUAUGCACCAGAAAGACAGUUACGGUCAGCCAACGACCACCUACUGACCGGACCAAAGAGUCCAAAGAUAGCUUGGACUCAAAUCCUUAAUGUUGCAGCAGUUCUUUGGAAGAAAUUCCCACAGGAUCUUAAGACUUCACCUUCUCUGUUUUCUUUCAAAUCUGGACUACACACAUUUUCCAACGAUUGGUACAAUCAGUGAACUCUCAAUUACUCCACAGAAUCGAUAUAAGUAUAUUGAAUUUAUCUUUUUCUAUCAUGUAGCUAUGAUCAACCACUUGGUGGACGGAAUUUGGCGCCUCAAAAAUAGACAUAUAAUAAGUGUU